AAAUGGACGAAUAAUUUGGAAAACUUUUUUCAGGCAGCGCAUCAUCUUCGUAAAUUGUGCAUUGAUUGCGCCGUAAGUUUGCCUUCUGCAGCGGUCGAAGAUCUGUUCACUGUUUGUAUGCCGAACGUUAGCCAUUUGGACAUCAGCUCAUUCAAUGACAUAAGUAUCGAUUUGUUGCUCAGGCUUGCUGGAUGCUUUCCGAAUGUCGAGACGCUGCACAUAGAGGGCUUGAGGCAGUGUUCCGAUAAAGCUGAUGCAUGUGAACACGGCGAUAGCAACAAAUGGCCGGAAUUCAUGAAAGUGUUGUUCGACGAUGAGCACACUUUUCCAAAACUUCGGAAUUUUUUCAUGGAUGAUAUCAGUAAGUGUGGGCCUGGUGCUCCGGCAAAACUGUUGUCCUGGAAUCGUCCACUCGAAAUAUUGCGCCUGAAACACGAAGUUACAUCAAUCAACUUUUAUGGAUUAAUAACUUCGCCGUUCAAGUCCACUCUUACCGAACUGUAUCUUGGAUGGUACAUCAAUAAUCAGGAUUUUCGUUAUAUUGGCGAGCUACAUAAUCUAAAAAUCUUUUCGCUUUUAUUGUGCUUACACACCAGGGAUGAGGAAUUUAUACAUUUAAAGAAACUGAGCAAUUUGGAGGAGCUGUAUAUAUCUUGUGGUGGUGAGGAUUGUGAUCUUACACCAGACGGUAUCAUUGCGCUGUUCGAUUUACCGUAUGAAAUGCCCGAAAGGUCGUUUCCCUAUAAAUUACGCAGUUUAGCACUUACGGAUCUGCAUAUGUGUCACAAGGAAGUCCUGGAAGUUAUCGUUCGAAAGUGA
Messenger RNA from Gongylonema pulchrum, 819 nucleotides. The record is from the annotation of a GenBank genome assembly. NCBI's taxonomy places the organism in Eukaryota, Metazoa, Nematoda, Chromadorea, Rhabditida, Gongylonematidae.